Molecule: messenger RNA, 1974 nt
Organism: Fusarium keratoplasticum
Lineage: Eukaryota; Fungi; Ascomycota; Sordariomycetes; Hypocreales; Nectriaceae
Exons: 1
Coding region: 1-1974 (657 amino acids)
Source: RefSeq, a predicted model, not a curated record
AUGUCUUCCAAGAGCGCCGAGUGCUCUCUCAACACCACAGAAUGUAUCCUCAAGACAGUGGUCAGCAUCCUCAGCGAGAUUCAAGAUGAGAACAACCAGUUCAACUGGGACCCUCUCAGUUUCGCUGUCACAGCCAUCAUUGGCAUGGUUGCCCUCUUGUUCGCGGCCCUGACUAUUGGACAAGGUCUUUUGGCAGCGGGACCUGGGCGGACCAAGUCUGGCGCCUAUGCCAUAGGUCCAUGGUCGCUUCUCAAUGAUAGCAAGUUUGACUGGAUCGAGAUGAGAUAUCGAACAGUCUCACGGACUCCAGUCCUUCUCGCCAAGGCGAUAUUGGAGCCACCUUGGGAUCAAUUCGAUCAUCUCCGGCAUCGACGCACUCACCACAUCCCCACGAAAGACCUAGUAGUACUCGAAGACCCCAAGUACCUCAAAAAGAGACAUGAAGACUAUUUCCCAGCGACCUGGCUUGCCCUUUUGACAGCAAUGGAUUUGGACGAAACGAAACUAUGGGGAAUCAAGUCCACAGGAGCCGAUUAUAUACCAUCCGACUUCUCAAUAGUCCCUGCAUACGGCUCCAUACGAUUUGUCGUCACUCUCACCAUCAUUUUUGCUAGAGGCUAUGCCCGUCUUAUCAUCAAUUCAGAAUCCAAACUUCCCCGGGUGCAAGGCACCGGGUUCAACCUCACCUUUCGCCAACAUCCGCUCUUGGGUGCCGUGGGACUCUUUGAAAGACACGAGGCCGAACUCUCGCCGACUUCUCAGGGGUUGGAUGAACUACGAAGUUUGAUAUUGUAUGCCAAUGGAUACAUGGAAGUCCCAGUGGUCGAAACCGAAGAAGCGAUGAACCAGCGAGGGUCAAUCGUGGCGACCUAUGCAAGAGAGCUCGACUGGAACUAUGUUCACUUCGAACUGACCAUGAUGUUUCUCAAGAGAGCAGAAGCAGAAUGUCUUUGCAAUGACCAGAAAGCACCUCCGAGUCAGCGCUGUUGCGGGUUAUUGCCGGCAGCGUGGCCUUCAUGCUGUGGGCUCCUACGACAACUGCUGGAUCAGAACUUGAUUAACUUCAACAUCGCGAGAUGGGGUCCAUUGUAUCCCCUAAUAGCGGAUCGACCACGUUUCCUACCACUCCUAUUCCUCCGCACAAAGGCUCGGUUCCGCGACAAGCUAGAUACUCUGUUCCUACAGAGCCGAUUUUGGGCCAUGAGGGCUUCAGCAUACCUGGAACUGUCUCCUGACCAACCCGAAGACUUUUCCAGAGAUCAGAGCACUUUAGUGGCGCAGGCAACGUCUUGGGCGAUGACAGUAACUCGUGGCCCGGUGGCGGACCUCAAGUUAAGCCCAACAGCUUGGGCACUAACGUCUGAUUACCUUGAGAGGCCGCUGUCCGCGAGCGAUGGCGAUCGUUUGGAAGAGGUGGCAGCAAAAACUGCGCUAGAAUUUGAAAUCGUCACGAUCGACGCUUGGCUCAAACAAGCAGGGCCGCUCGUUCUCUGCCGACAGAUGACUCUGGGUAUCCUGGGUCACGCUAUACAAGAAGUCAUGCUCAACGCCCACCCGGGUACAACAGAAAGCACUAUAGGCAGGGACCAGUUCAUGUUUCUUGCAUUGCAUGAGAAACUCCAACGGUUCCUCCCCGCCGUUGGGGACCCAGACCUGAAAGCUUGUCUCUUCCACGGGGUGUUUCCAGCCGAUGCAGUGAGUUUCGAUCGAGCCAAGGAGGGAGUUUGCAAGCUCCUUGACAAGAUAAGGGAUCUCUGGGGAACCGAAGAAGUGCAAGAGAAUGUAGAUGAGGACGAAGAGGAAGGCGAGCCACAAUGGCGUCCGGUUUGGAAACUGCCCAACACAAGCCAACACCCGCUUGACGAUUUGCUCAUAUACCGAGCAGUCCUGAUCUCUCAAUUAUACUCUUUGUCUAUUGAUAGUAGCAAAUUACUUGAGGAGGAUUCGUAUGGAUUGGUUAUACCGAUCAUGUAA